AUGGGCUCGUGCACCAUGGCGCUGCAAGCUUGCAGCUUCCAUCACCUGGCUUGGCCCAUGGAUAUCCAGAGCGUUUGCUUGCAGCCUGAGCCAGAAUUUGAUUUCCAAGAGUUUCGCGAUGCUGUCGAUAGCUUCAUAUCAGAUUCUUCCUCACUGAUGCCUCCUCUGCUAGACUCUGACGAUUUCUCUUUUCCUGUGGAUGACGAUGAACCAUUCAGCCCUUGCCUCCAGCAACCUUCACAGGUUGAUCCUGCUUCACAGACAAAUACAGAAAACAUCUCUUCUUCUGAGCAGUAUUGGAAGGAGUUGGCCGAUCAUAACCAGAAAGCACUAGGGAAUGCGCUUGUGGAAAACAAUCAGCUUCAAGUGACCUUGACCCAAAAGCAGGAAGAGAUUGCUUCCUUGAAAGAAAAGAAUACCCAGCUGAAGGAACUGGCUAGCCAAGCAAAACAGCUCGCCUCUGUGCUGGAUAAGCUGAUGAUUCCCCAGUGCAAAGACAGCCCAGAUGUUUUUCUCACCAAUGGUCCCAACAAGAGAAGCCUCCCACAUUCUUCUGUUGCUGAGCAAGAAAGUGACAUGGAAGUGAACGAAAUUUUGCGAGAGAUAUCAGACAAAUGCAAUGCAGCACUGCAGUCCAUUGAUGACAGGGGCCCGAAGCGCCCUCGUGGGGAGAAUGAAGCAAUCCAUAUGUAUGGAUCCUUCCAGGGAUUACAGACACGCAGCAGCCGUAGCUCCCUGGACUUGAGUGGCAGCGAACUGGAGGAAGGGGUCUCUUUCAGGACGUCCAUCCAAGAGCAUUGUAAUAUCCGGACGAUGGCUUUUCCUCAAGGCAAUGCAUUUACUGUCAGGACAGCUACUGGGGGUUAUAAAUUCAGAUGGGUACCUAGCUGA
Molecule: messenger RNA, 891 nt
Organism: Anolis sagrei ordinatus
Lineage: Eukaryota; Metazoa; Chordata; Lepidosauria; Squamata; Anolidae
Gene: MCIDAS
Product: multiciliate differentiation and DNA synthesis associated cell cycle protein
Biological process (GO): negative regulation of cell cycle; negative regulation of DNA replication
Cellular component (GO): nucleus
Source: RefSeq, a predicted model, not a curated record